This is a messenger RNA of Cygnus olor (mute swan), 6666 nucleotides long. RefSeq names its product transmembrane protein 200C (gene TMEM200C). The coding region runs from base 378 to 2027 and encodes 549 amino acids. NCBI's taxonomy places the organism in Eukaryota, Metazoa, Chordata, Aves, Anseriformes, Anatidae. The transcript has 3 exons. The record is from RefSeq and is a predicted model, not a curated record.
AGAAAGGGGGGAGGGGAACCUUCUCGGCAGCAUGAAGGAGGAUUCUCUGGAAAAAGAAUUGCAACAGCACAGGAAUUGUUCGUACAUGGUGCAUUUUGUAGCUCAGAUUGCUGGGACAUGCAGAUGACUCCUGAUGGUCCAGGGAAACGAAAGCCAUAAAUGCUAGCUGUUUAGUCCCCUGCCAGUUUCUCUACAAGCAACCCUUGCUGUUUCCCCCAGGCGUCCGUCCUGCUGAUGCUCCCCGACCACAGGCGGGAGAUGGAUUUCUGUAAUGUUGCAGAUCGAAUGCAAAGGAAAUGGCUAGGAAGAAAGUUCGACAGGGCACCGCUUUCUGGAGCUGGAGCGGCUGUAGAGAGCAGUGCUCUGGGUAGCCAGCCAUGAUCGCCACUGGAGGCCUCCUGAGGAUCUCAGCUAGGAAGCAGGACCCCUUGCGACCCCAAAGCCAAGCCCCCAAACGCAAACGUAAGACCAAGAAGAAACGCAAGAAUGAUGUGGUGGUGGUGAAAGGCAAGCUCAAGCUGUGCUCCCUUUCGGGGCUCAUUGCCCUCUGUGGCAUCCUGGUACUGCUAGUGGGCAUCGCCUUGGCGGUGGUGGGCUACUGGCCCAAGCCCAGCCAGGUAUACAGAGAAGGUGGCGUCAGUGGGGGCAGACACCUGGCAUCGCAGGGUGGCACCCCCAGGAACCGCUCUCGCAGCCAGGAAGGGGCACAAGCAGACAUCCAUCCAGAGUCACCCCCCAGAGCCAGCUCCUCCACCACCGCUGCCACCCGGGGGUUCCCGCAGUCCCGUCCCACUUCCUCAUCCCCCCAGGCCUCCGUGGGUUUCCUUUUCCGUCUUUUCUCAAGCUACUUGCAUUCAGACAAGCUGAAGGUGCUGGGCCCCCUCAUCAUGGGUAUCGGCAUCUUCCUCUUCAUCUGUGCCAAUGCGGUAUUGCACGAGAACCGCGACAAGAAGACCAAGAUCAUCAACCUGCGUGACCUCUACUCCACUGUUAUCGAUGCCCACAGCCUGCGGGCAAAGGACGGAGGCACCCCGGCCUCAGCCCCUCUCAACGGCUUUGUCAAUUACGUGCAGUCCCGGGGCCUGGAGCUAAAGCCUGGUGGUGAAGGCCUGGGGGCCACGGCCAUGCUGGCCAAGAGCUCCUGGCCGCCAGGGCUGGGUGCUUCCCUUUCUCCACCUGACCUGGCAUCCUCGCCACGGCGUUCCUCCUUCUGCACCCCACCGCAGCCUCCCAGCCUGGCCGAGGCCGUGUACAGCAUCUACCGGGAGCGUGCUGCCCUUACUGGCCGCACCUUCACCAGCCCACCCUGCAGCCCACCGGAGAGCUGGGGCCAGCGCAGCACGGCCAGCUCCAUCGUUGGCUCUUCACUGAGUGCUUUCACCCUUCUGCCCUUGGCACAGAGUGGCGGAGGGGGAGGCUGGCGGAGGCCCCCUGGUGAGCGGGGAGCCCGGGAGAUCCAACGGGGGGAGUUUGAACUGAGCCUGACUGACCUUAGCAGCAGCCACGUCAAGGGAGGCUACGGGACAAGGAGGCACAAGCUGGUUCUGAGGCGGCAGAGCACCAGCUGCUUGCCUGAUGCUAGGCGUCCCCUUUCCCCCGAGCCACCUCGGUCUCCAGCUGUCAGCAGGGCCCUGGACUCCAGCCUCUUGGCAAAGGCAUCUUCUAGCUACUCCAAAUCUCUGGAUCUGGGGGGUUCACCCCCCUCCACUCCCCCUGCCGUCACCAGGACGGACUCUCAGAGCUCUCAGUCUGAUCCUUCCAGCAGCAAUAAGGGCUACAGCCACCUGGAGGAGGCUGGCACCUCCUUGGAGUCAGUUGCCAACAUCCCAGCCAGUAAAAUCCAGGACUGUGAGGAGGAACCGGGUGAGAAGACAGACCCCCUCAAGGCUACCAGCAGAGAACAAACAGGGGAGCAAUCUCAGCAAACGCAAAGACAGUACACAAAUAAAGAGAAACUCUUUAUGAUUUCUAGGUCGCACACGGCAUUAGGGCUGGAGGAUGGGGAACUGGAGAGUACUGGCAUCUAAACGAAACAGAGAAGGCACGAGGACACCUUGCAACCCUCCACACCUUUCCCCACUUCUCCAAUGUUUUUGUGGACUUAAGAAACCAAUCAAUAUCCAAAGAGCUGCAGUAUGUCACCCUUGAAAAUUGAAUUCAAUAAAUCCUAUAGGUGACUUCAGGAAGAAAAAGAAAAUCCUUCUGUCCGAUUGUGAUUGUAUGUUCCAUGCAAGCCAAAUUGUAUUAAAUAUCCACAGUCCAAUAAGUUCUUCGGAUCAGAUUAAUACAGUUUCGGACAGUAUAACUGUGCACUUUACUUGUCUUGAUUUCCAAGUGCCCCUUCUUCUCCUCUGAUUUCUUUCUUGCUGAUUUGCCACUAACUGCUUGAAAACUGCAGGCACCUUUUAAGCUCAAGAGCAACAUGGUCUUCAGAUCAAGAAAGCUGAGCUCUCUCUUUGUUUUGGUUCAAUCACUCUAAAAAGUUUGCAAGGCCUUAAGGAUGACGUACCUUGACAAAGAAUGAGUUUGUUUAAAUUCUGGAAAAAUGACGUUUUAGAAGAGACUGGAGCGGAACAGAGCUCUGAUAAUUUAGUUAAAACCAUUACAUUCUGAAUCCAAAAUACCUACUACGACGUGAUACUUUAUUAAGUAUUAUUACACAUGUAUUGACUAAUAGCAUUAAAGGCUUUUUUUAAUAAAACAUUUACAAACAAAACUGAGAGACAAACAGUCCUUAUUUUGGUAAGUACAUACAGAAACCAGAAACCUCUGUUUUUAUACUGUGAAUGAUGAUAGAGAUGCUACAAGGCUAAAGUUGUUUAUGCUUUUAAGUGGAUAAUAAUAAUUUCGGAGUAGUUUCAAACAAAAUAGUGGUUCUGACUCUGAGAAACUGCCCUUUAGUUCAGGCAGCAGAUUCUGUGUGCAUUUCUAAGAGUGCUUUGUGACAGUGGAAGAAAUGUGAGAUUUAGACAUGCUAAGGAAAAAAAAUAAACGUUUGAACCGAUCAAAACUCUAUUUUGUGAGUAUAUUGCAUUAAUUCUCAAACUGCAGCAUGUUUUUCUCUGGAUUUUUCACUCACAAUUGUUGUUUUAAGCCUUCCUGCUGUUAAGGGUUUCCAAUUUAUGAAUGCAUGUGCAUAAGCUUAAUUUUAAAGCAUAAUGAAGGUCCUGAAAAUCUCUUAGCUAUUCUCCUAUUGAAGUAAUGGAUGUUUCUCACUGACUCGAUGCGGUGACAGUUUCUUCAUGAGUGAGGAAAAUCAAGUUUCCUUAAGGCUGGGCCUAUGCAAUAUCGUCUGUGGGCAGAUUUUUAGUAAAUUGAUGAGUUGUUUCAUUUUCAUACCUGCAACAUGACAGCCAUCUUUUAUUUUGCUAAAGCAUCUAGCUUUAGCAAUCAGAAGAUUUUGUCAAUAUUUCAGAUUUCAAAUACGAAUGUGGCAUUUCAUCGGUACAAUAGGAGAAACUGACAUUAAACAAAUACAGUGUGUAGGCAGGAAAUAGUUUUUCUGUUGCAAUUAAAAUUUUUGUUAUGGUUUCAUGUUUUAAAAUGUUUAGUUAUAUUAUUUAAAUACUUAUUACAGUACAUUGCAAAAUUGAAUAUAACUGUCACAAAAUGCAAUGCAAAGAGUAAUCCAGCAAAAUUCUUUAUUAAAUAAGGCUGAUUUAAAGAUAUAUAUAUAUAUAUAUAUAUAUAUAAUAAUAAUAAAUGAUUUGCCAUGUCAGAAUUCCUAAAGUGGGGAAGCAGAAAGUGCUUGUUCCCUUGAGCAACGGAGACAUCCAGAUGGCUAUAUCUUUUCUCCUGUCGGUGGCAACCAGUAAAAUGACAACACGAACAUCAGUACGACAUUUUUUGCUGUCAAACUGCUAGCACACAGCUGGCAAAAAAUGUUUUAAAACUGCAGGGACUGGAGGGGAUUGAUGAGGCCCCACAUGGAGUGGUUGGCCUUCCCUGUGAGAAGGGCAGCUUAGCUGGAACUGACGUUCACACAGUUCUUUCAUUUCAGUUCCAAAUCAGCAAUGGACCUGCACUUCUGCUCAGUGCUCCUCCUGUGAUUCCCAGCAGAUUUAUGAGAUGUAUCUGAGCAGUGUUACCUGGUGCUGACAGAGAUGCUGAUGGCAGCGUUAUUUACACAGGUGAAGAUACCCUGUUAUUUUCCACAUGAAAACUUCAUAGAGGUGCAGGGAAAGAGGCUAGUCAUGGGAGGCUGCUUCCAUGGGAGGAUGAGGUCCUCUUGAAAGCAUAACAGGUUAUUUUAUUCUGAAGGGCAGACAGAAGUAUUUUAUAUAUAUGUAUAUAUAUAUAUAUGUAUUAUCAGUAAAUAUUUCUUCAGUCAAUCUGAAUUUACAGGUGUGCUCUGAAAAAAAAACACACAACUUUAAAAAGCCUCUGGGUAGCUCCUUAGACUAAUUUAAAAUAAAGCAGUCCAGUAAUUCUUCUGCUGAUUAGUUUUCCACAAAGCUUUCUGAAUAAUAAAAUUACAGUAAACUUUGUUUUUAAUAAGUACAUUUUUGGCUUUUCCCUGUGUUGCCAAGAAAAAGGAGAUUUGAAACAUGAACUUCCAUCAGUCAAGCUGGAUUUUUAGAACAGCAGCUAGAAGUGAUUUGUAACAUACACAUUAAUAAGCAGAUAAAGCCUCUCUGCAAGUAAUAAAAAAAAACUCUCUCCUUAGUUUUAUGAAUGUAUUAAUCAAAUGUAUUUGUUGAACAACAUAUGCAGUGGUGGAUUUGAAAUCAGAAAACUUUGUUUAAAAUUCAAGAUGGGCAAAUUAGUUUAACGCAUCAGUAUUGGAAAAUGGGUGAGAAAUUCAACUCUUGUGCAUGACGUGUGACUGCUCGCAGUACCAUCAGCUUUGGAGAGAAACAGAGGUUGAUGAGGACCUGAACCUUUCCUAAUGACACCAGCAGGAGAUGUGAGUGCUCAGUUUUGUGCAUUAACCUCUUCUUGAUCCUCUCCCAAUUGACCCUGACUGCUUCUCAGGACUGCCAGACUGCCGUUUGGCUAUCGUUUGCUCCUUUUACUUUUGCUUAUGCAUUUUCCUCCAAUCUAGUCUCUUACUUUUAACCAUCUUCUUCCUGCCACCAAGUGCUUCCUCCACAUGCCUUGUCAAGAGCUGAGACGUUGCUUCUGCUUACCGGUAUCUACCUGCCUACAUGUUGCAGAAAGAGUGUACAAAAUACUUUUUAGGAUGGAAUUGUUAAACUGGAAUACCCAGGCAUAAAUUCUUAUUAUGGAAAACAAACAAACAAAAAAAAUAAAUAGCUUUUGGUACAGAGAUGUUUCCUUUAGCAUAGAAGAAGUGCUCUGAUGCUUAUAUAAAAUUUCCAGAGGAAAAGAUAAUUUCUGCCUGAACUCUCAGAGCAUUCCCAUCACUAGGUACAACUAGGUACAAGGCUGCAUCUGUGCAUUAUGAGUAUAGAUGCUUGGACAAGUCUGAGGACAUAGGCCAAUGCCCUCAACGUGCUUCAGUUGUGCUGCUGUUUAUUAAUCCUCAGGACUCUAGAGAAGCUACUCACAUGAUCAUAUUGUAACCCAGUUCUGGCUCAGUUUUCACUGUCUAACAAAAUAUUUAAAAUCCUUGUCUUAACCUGGCUCGCUUGACUCAGCUGAUCUGCUGAACACUUCCAGAAGCAGCUCAGCUGACAGACCUCAGCAGGUGGCAAAAAGGGCAGGAGUACCAAGAGCGAGGAACGAGGGGGAGACAACAUCACCCCCCCCCAUGCAAAAGUGGCUCACACUUUUGGCCAAGUGGUGAAACGGUUUCUGUUUCCCAAAUCAGAGGAAAGGAGUUUGAGUGCUGUAUUGUGAGGGGGUGACACAGUGGUUAUCAACCACACAUAAAAGGGAAAGCAAAUGUUUGUCUUGAGUGGGAUGUGUUCAGGUAUAAAUACAGACGCAUUUAGGGAAACAUCCAAGGUUCGUAAAAGGUGUUUAAUGCAAGUUUUGAUACACUUAAGUCUAUUAGGAACUGUAUUUGUAAACUCUAACCCUUGUAUCCAACCGUUGCCAUAUCAGUUGUUCUACUACAAAAGACAAUAGCCCAGAUUUAUUGCACUGUAUUAUUUAGAUACAUUUUUAACAGCCUUUUCAAGAAAUCAUGCUGUCCAACAGUGAGUAAUAGUGCAUGUACAAACAUCUAAUUAGAUAACUAUUAACCUAGUUGUAAGUCUGCAGGCUGUGAUAGAAUACUUCCAUAAUAGCCAAAACAGUUUCAAAAUGUACACAGAACAUGACUUCAAUUAAACAAUUUUUAUUAAAAGUAAUGGAGUUGACACAAUAACUGAUAAAAAUUAUUGGAUUCCAAUGUGAUGAAUAGUCUUUGAUAAAAUGUAGCAGUUUUUCUUUCUAAACAAGAAUAUAUUCAAGUGGAUGCAAUAAAACAGGACUAUUUAUAGUGAGAAAUGAAAAUUGCUCAUCAUGUAAGUAGAUCACCAAUUAAUGCUUUGCAUCAUUAACAUAUUUCAGUCUCUCAAAUUUCUCUUUCCAUAUGAAAAGAUGAAGAGAGAAAGAAAGUAACACCCAAUCUCUGGCCGUAACCAAGCCAGAAAUCAGACUUCGGUACACAAAAGGUACAAAAAAUACAAGUUCUCGGUGGAAGCUGACAAUUAAAAUCUUAAAGUAUCUAGGUUGUGCCUUGUUUUUUCUUCUUCUAAAGAAAGUACAUCAAACUUC